Molecule: messenger RNA, 2794 nt
Organism: Pararge aegeria (speckled wood butterfly)
Lineage: Eukaryota; Metazoa; Arthropoda; Insecta; Lepidoptera; Nymphalidae
Exons: 11
Coding region: 301-1908 (535 amino acids)
Source: RefSeq, a predicted model, not a curated record
AUUUUGUUGCUUUUUUGCAAUUACAUCUGCAUGAUUGCGAUUUUGUGAUUUAUUUAUCCGUUUCCAAUUACCAUUUGAGAUCUAAUCUUUCAAUAUUUAAUGCGAUACUAUAAACUUAACUACCGAUUGCAUAUUGUAUUGUUUAUCGACAAUCUGUACGUGUACAUCAACAUUUAAUACAAUAACAGUUAAAAAAAUACAUUGAUAAUUGCUUUAUUCGCUACAAUUAACGAGGUAGAUAUCAAAUUAAAUAAACUUCCGCUGUAGUAUUUAAAUAGUUUGCAGGUAAAAUCGUCGAAAAUGGAUAUUUUGCGUCAUUUCCAAAACAUUUCUUGGUGCAAACCAGACUGGUGUUAUCCAAGCAUGAGUAAAGAGACAAAUGAACUGCUGCAUCAAUGUAUAGAUUUACCAACUAUGAAGUUAUCAGAUGAUGUGGAAGAAAUUAUCAGAAAGAGCAAAUCUUUUCCUAUACCAUUCCCUAUAGAAACAGUCAGGUUGGAAAAGUUAAAAGUGCGCAAACCAAUUGAGAAGUUGAAAAGGAACAUAGUAUCAACAUACCCUUUAAUACAUGAAAGAGUUUUGUUGUUAAUGACUCACUUUCUUAUUUACAAAAGAGAAUUUGGUUCUAACAUAGAAAAGGCAUUCUAUAAAGACAUGACAGUGCCUGAAUUUAUUGAAAGGAUUCUAAAAAAGCGUGCGGUCACAUUCAUGAAUGAAAGCGAUGAGUUUCUUCUAUUAUCCGGGGAAAGAGAUCACGAUGGCUGGGAACAAGUUGGUACACUCCACCAGAAACCUCCGCUCCUACUAGAGAACUGUCUGAGCUAUGACGAAAUGAAAUUAUCCGCUAUGGUGUUUAUAAGUGGUCACACGGAAUGCGUCAACGAUGGCUCCCGAACAAACGCUGGGGUCAUUAGAGAAGAUAUCGCCGAAGAAGAUGCAGUUAUCAUCGGUCUUAUCGGUCCACGUUUCGAGAGACGCGGCCGUAUGGACUACGAAGACAUGCUAAUAACCGAGCAACAGAACUGCCUUGAAAACGGCUACGGUGAGGAAGUCACGCCAACGACGUGUCUGAACGUUCUGAAGACUACUUACGUGAGGAACAAUCAGUCUGCCAAGCAUAUGUGGAGGCAGAUGUGGUCUGAGUUCUAUCAAGUUCAUAGUUACACAUACGAAGAGCUAACGUCAUACAUCAACAUUCAAGAUAAGGAUGAAGACAAACAAUACUUGGACAGAUACGUCAAACAGCCGUUCACUGACAAUAUAUUUGACAACGAAGUAUAUUACAAGAGGCUGAGCAUUCUAGUCGAGACCACACUUCUUGAAGCGGAGUACAGAGCUGUGGAGAGCGGGAGAGAUGCCUUUGUGAAUAUUAUAGGAUGUGGCCUCGGCGUAUGGAAAAUAGCCCCCCACCAGCCAGAUGUGUAUGUUCUCACGUUUCUGGAGCGGAUACGUGCGUUCCUCAAGAAAGAUCUCCUGAACCACGUCACCGAUGUAAACUUCGCGUACAUUAGGACAAGCCGCGGUAUACAAUCACUAUUCACAAAUUCUACAGAGCAAAAUGAUCAAUCUCCGAUUGAAAAGAGGAUUUUCUUUGAAUGCAAACGACAUCCAAAAGGAGGUAUAAACGUUCAAAUGGAGAACAGAGAGCCCUCGGCGAAGCUGAAAGGUGAACAUGAGGGUAAACUACUAGUUAUCACAUACCCUUGGGAUGGCAACGCGCAUCCGGGCAACGAAUUUUGGAUCGGAAGUCUGUCCGGUUCAGGCGAUUCAGCGGCUGCGUGUUCCACUCAAGUGUCCGAACUUCACAACGCUCACAUAAACCCCGCGGUUAGUGGUUACAACGUGCGAGUUGCGGGGCGAUACGGAAUCAACACACUAGCGGAGUACUCGCGCUCUCUCACAACGUAAUAGUGAGGGACAGAGAGGUGUAUAGUGUACACUUUACUCUUAUAUAUCUAUAUCGAACACAGGUGACGGAAUAACGGAACAAAAUCAAUGGUCCUUCGAGCCGGAUUAUCUGUUAUAAUACUCGAAUACUUUGAUUAGGUAAUUGUUAGUUAGUCGCAUGUGUGUAGAAGUGUGUGGAAGAAGCGAUAUGUUUAUUCUUACUCCUAUAACAAUGUACAUUUCUGUAUAAGGUUUGAUUGCCUUUGUGCCUGGUAUGGAAUAAUUUGACCGCGACAAGAACAGAAAUAAUGGGUUCUGGUACGAAAAGGCGUUGGGUCGUGUUCAUCAUCACCCUUACGGAUACUUAAUUGUAUUUUACCAACGUGCGUUGUAUUAAAGAGCUAAUAUUGAAUAUGCAUGUAAUUAAAGUUUUUUUAUUUUAAUUAACUUAUGAAUUAUUAUUAUUUUUCCAUUAAAAUUUCUUGUUCAGCAAUAAUUAAAGUAAUGCAAAAGAAAUGUUUGAAUAAGUAACUUUUGGAAAGCAAAGUUGUUGGUCAUAGUGAAUGUGAGAUCCUUGACAACAAAUGUCGCACAACAUACAACAUAAAUGGUAACGUAUUAUAUGUAUGAACGCUACAUAAAUGCCUGUGAUGAGGGCUACACGAAUAAAACAUUUUUGAUUUUGAAUUUGUCAAUGUCACAAAGUGCGUAGUUAGUGGUCAACUUCUCCACUAAGGCUUUUCAUACACUAUGGACACCGAGCUUGUUUAUUUUUUAAAUAAUGUAUAUAUUUUUGUAAAUUAAUAUUUUUCUAUGUAGCGAUGUAAAGGAGGGUUGACGUCAGACAAGCGUUUGGUCGUAAAUUAUAUGCCAAAACCUAAACAACUAAGUCGGUCCCCAACUUUGC